UCAAAAUUGAAAGAAAACAUUUAGAAUGUGACAAAAACUAUAAACUUAACCAAUAUAAAUAACAAUGUGAGACAAGAAGAGUUUUGUUGUUCUAAGAGACAUCCCUUAUGGAGAUCAAGCAAGCACCCACGGAGUCUUUGUCAUCAUUGCAAAAUGAUAGAGAUGGUGAGAUAGGAAAAGGCAAUGGUAAAGGUGUGGUUGGACAGCUGAAGAAGGUUGUUUUGGCUUACAGUGGUGGGUUGGACACAUCAGUCAUUGUCCCAUGGCUAAGGGAGAAUUAUGGUUGUGAAGUUGUUUGUUUUACUGCUGAUGUUGGUCAAGGUAUGAAGGAAUUGAAAGGUUUAGAAGAGAAAGCUAUAGCAAGUGGAGCUUCAAAAUUGGUAGUAAAGGAUUUAAAGGAAGAGUUUGCAAAAGACUUCAUAUUUCCUUGUUUACGUGCUGGUGCUGUUUAUGAAAGAAAAUACCUUCUUGGAACAUCCAUGGCUCGUCCCGUUAUCGCAAAGGCGAUGGUGGAUGUUGCAGAAGAAGUUGGGGCAGAUGCAGUUGCUCAUGGAUGCACUGGAAAAGGAAAUGAUCAAGUAAGGUUUGAAUUGGCAUGUUUUGCUCUAAAUCCAAAUCUAAAAGUGGUGGCACCAUGGAGAGAAUGGGAUAUUACUGGAAGGCAAGAUGCUAUUGAGUAUGCCAAGAAGCAUAAUAUCCCUAUUCCUGUCACUAAGAAAUCCAUAUAUAGUCGAGACGCCAAUUUGUGGCAUCUUAGUCAUGAGGGAGAUGUUUUGGAGGAUCCAACAAAUGAACCUAAGAAGGACAUGUACAUGAUAUCUACAGAUCCAGAAGAUGCACCAAAUGAACCUGAAUACGUAGAAAUAGGCAUUGAGGGAGGUGUCCCUGUUUCCAUCAAUGGCGAACUUCUUUCACCAGCCUCUCUUAUCUCCAAAGCAAACCACAUUGGUGGAAAGCACGGAAUCGGGAGAAUCGACAUGGUUGAAAAUCGUCUCGUCGGCAUGAAAAGCAGAGGCGUUUACGAAACUCCAGGAGGAACCAUCCUUUUCGCAGCCGUCCGUGAGCUCGAGUCUCUGACACUCGACCGAGAGACGAUUCAAGUGAAAGACUCAUUGGCUCUGAAAUAUGCAGAGUUGGUCUAUGCAGGAAGAUGGUUCGACCCACUUCGUGAAUCCAUGGAUGCUUUCAUGAAGAAGAUCACAGAGACCACCACUGGCUCUGUUUCUCUCAAGCUCUAUAAGGGUUCUGUCCAAGUCGCCGGUCGCCGGAGUCUUUAUAGUCUUUAUAGGGAAGAUAUUUCAUCCUUCGAAAAUGGGCAGAUUUACAAUCAAGCUGAUGCUGCUGGUUUCAUUCGCCUUUAUGGCCUUCCUACUAGAGUUAGAGCAAUGCUCAAUAAGAGCUUGUGAUUUGGUUGGUUUUACUACUUUCAAAAUGGUUUAUUCUAAUGUCUUUCAGCUUCCUUUCGUUUUGGUGUA
Molecule: messenger RNA, 1475 nt
Organism: Cucumis melo (muskmelon)
Lineage: Eukaryota; Viridiplantae; Streptophyta; Magnoliopsida; Cucurbitales; Cucurbitaceae
Product: argininosuccinate synthase, chloroplastic-like
Exons: 6
Coding region: 108-1406 (432 amino acids)
Biological process (GO): urea cycle; L-arginine biosynthetic process
Cellular component (GO): cytoplasm
Molecular function (GO): argininosuccinate synthase activity; ATP binding
Source: RefSeq, a predicted model, not a curated record